AUGAACGCUAAUUUCCCCACCGUGACAAUCGAUGUCAUCCUCGACAGACACAGCGCCAAAGAGGUUCUCACCGCAAUUCUCCAUUCAAUACUUUUCCAUAGGCUGUUUGGCACUGUGAAGCCUCAGACAUUCGAGGUGUUUGAUGUCACCAUGCCAGGUGUCUCGGAUUCUGAGAUGGAGCAACUCGUGACUGAGAAAGUGGAUAUCUUUUGGAAAGGAAUCGAAAGUGGAGCGAACAAGCGUGGUCAAAUGAUAGUAACAUUUUCGGAGAAAAAGGCGAAGAAGUCCUGGUUUCAGGUAUACGUUGGGGAGGAGGAAGUGCCAUGGGAACAAUGGAUUGUGAAUGCCGAGAUGCGACAACCCAAGUCAGAAGACCGGCAAGAAUUCAAUGCGAAUCUUGCGUCAACGCUUUUGAAGGCUUUGAACGUGAUGCUGACACAUACCUCGUCGGAGCGCGGGCGCACGGCAGUUCCUCUCAUCACGAAUGCGACAGGGAUAUCACCUUUUCCAAUCAAGAUUGCAGUUAAAGUUGGCGGGGUUGAGCUUGGUUAG
Molecule: messenger RNA, 552 nt
Organism: Suillus subaureus
Lineage: Eukaryota; Fungi; Basidiomycota; Agaricomycetes; Boletales; Suillaceae
Product: autophagy-related protein
Exons: 6
Coding region: 1-552 (183 amino acids)
Biological process (GO): autophagosome assembly; autophagy
Cellular component (GO): phagophore assembly site
Source: RefSeq, a predicted model, not a curated record